UGCUCUGGAACCAAGACCCCAGUCGAAAUCAGCACAUGAAAUAUCCGUCCUAUUUAGGGCACUUUCUCAUCAUCUUUGCUCGCGUCUACAACCCCAGAUCUUUUCGAGAAGUGGCGUAAUGAACCCCGCUUGAGGGGAAAAAAAGUUGCACGGAGAAGGGGUGAGGGAACUCAAAAAGUUAAGAUACUAGCGAUUCACGAGGGACGCGAGUGGGGCUGAAGGGAAAUCCUUCUCUCCCUUGCUCGGCUCUCUCAGCUCAGCGGAGCCGGAGCCCUGCACUCUGAUGUCUUCGGGCAGGAAAGGUUUUCCCAAACGUUUGAGACCUGGGAGAACGGCACCUCGCAGCAAAAUGUGCCCAAAGCCUUUGAGUUCCGCCGUGCGAAGCUCCCUUUGCUCUGCGCUCGCACGCACGUGUGGCUGUGGAUGUCUGUACGUGCAGCCGCCCCGCGCCUGGAGAUCAGAUUUACAUUUCCUACAGAAAGUGAACUUCUCCCUCCACAAAGUGCACACAGCGCGGGGUACACAAAGGGAAACACGGCCUCUAACAAAGGCGCGAGAACAGCCGCAUCUUUGCGUGCCCAACGCUGUUUUGUCACUUAUAUUAUCCCCUCGAUUUGGUAUUGUGUUAAAAAUAUCGGCGAGCUGGGAACAGAUGCUUUUAGCAGAGAGUGGGGAAGGAGAACAGAAUUCACCUCGCCCUUUACUGGAAACAACCAUUUAGACGGAGAUUUGUUUUUUAGCAUAAUUUAAUGCAGUGAAGUAACGGAUUUUUAGUGUAUAAACUGGAAAGAAAAUAGAAAACAACGUCCGGGAAAGAAGGAAAGAAACGCUAGGCUGGUUUUAAGACUCCCCCCAUCCACUUGGUUCAACAGAAACAUUAAUUUACAUUAGCAAUUCUGCAUCUUUAAGAUAAAUUACACAGCGGCGUAAUAGAUUUAAAGUACGCCAGAUUUUUUUAUCAUUAAUUGUAAAUGUGCAAAAUACCUGCUGGUACUUCACUUUAGAAGAAUGUAAUUGGCAAAAAUGGGAGGCUGAUGAAUAGAUAAUAGAUCCUUAACUACCAAUAAACAGUAAGCACCAGCCAAGAGUAUUAGGAUGUGAUCAUAAUUAUUCUGCAGCUCCAGCCAAUGGGAGGAGGAGAACUCAGCCCUAAAAUCAUCUCCGGACCCAAAGGUAAACGCGAAAAUACGGACAAGGCUGGAACCGGAGACUUGAUCCCCUGUCCCGUCUGCGGAGCCCGGCGCGUCCCAGCUCUGCGCGAUGCGGCUGCCCCGCGCUUUGUGCUCCGCGCCGCGCGGUGCGGGCAGCGCGGAGGAGCCACGGCGAAAUAAAUAAGUUCGGACCAGGAGGACGACCCGUUCUCUCAGCGGGACGAAAUCUUUCCCAAGCGGGGCAUCUCUCCCUGACGCCCCGGGGCCGAUCAAGUCACUCCCUGCUGCAAACUUCCCCGGAUCGUCUCCCGCGCACCAGAGAGAGACGGGCAGAGAUUGGGUCGGGGACUCUCGUCGCGGCAGCAUGUUUCAGCCCACACCCAAGCGGUGUUUCACCAUCGAGUCGCUGGUGGCCAAAGACAGCCCCUUGCCCGCGUCUCGCUCCGAGGAUCCUAUCCGGCCGGCGGCGCUCAGCUAUGCCAAUUCCAGCCCGAUGAACCCUUUUCUCAACGGCUUCCACUCCACUGGCAGGGGGGUCUACUCCAACCCGGACUUGGUCUUUGCAGAGGCCGUCUCCCACCCGCCGAACCCGGCCGUGCCGGUCCAUCCCGUGCCCCCUCCUCACGCCCUGGCCGCCCACCCGCUGCCUGCUUCGCACUCCACGCACCCGCUCUUCGCCUCGCAGCAAAGGGACCCCUCCACCUUCUACCCGUGGCUAAUACACCGCUACCGGUAUCUGGGCCACAGGUUCCAAGGGAAUGAAACCAGCCCGGAGAGCUUCCUAUUGCACAAUGCACUGGCCAGGAAACCCAAACGGAUCCGUACAGCUUUCUCCCCAUCCCAAUUACUGAGACUGGAACAUGCCUUUGAGAAGAACCAUUAUGUAGUAGGAGCGGAGAGAAAACAGCUGGCACACAGCCUCAGCCUCACGGAAACUCAGGUAAAAGUAUGGUUUCAGAACAGACGGACAAAGUUCAAGCGGCAAAAGUUGGAAGAGGAAGGUUCAGACUCACAACAGAAGAAAAAAGGGACUCAUCACAUUAACCGGUGGAGAAUCGCCACCAAACAGGCCAGUCCAGAGGAAAUCGACGUCACGUCGGACGAUUAAAAACUGGCACUUUUGGACUUUUCAAAGCCAGCAUCCCACCAACCGAAAGUGUUAAAGGCUCACCCCGGCACCCCCGCGGCGUGGCGGUGCGGGGAAGGACACGGAGAUCUUCAUCACAACACGAUUCCCGCCCGGGAGGGAGCUGGGAGCGAGCGAGGGCCAGCCAGCGAGGGCUCCGAACUGUGGCACUGCCGGCACCGCUCUGGCAAAGGGGAUCUGUCAAUCAAAGCCAAAACACCGGGACGAGGUGAUUGACAGGUAUUCCGUUUAUCGCAGUCCACUUUUAAAAGCAUACCGUAAAAAAAAAAAUUAAAAAAUAUAUAGAAAAAAAAAUCUUAAAAAGAAAAAAAAAAAAAUAGAAGCAAAAAAAAAAAGCCCCCAACCAAACCAGAAAAAUUAACACCUUACGGGACAUUUUGCACUUCACGGUUUUUUCCGUCUUUGAAAGAGAAAUUUCCAUAAGCAGCCAAAACCCACACCUGUUUCAGAAACUUGAAUUGCAUGUGUAAAGCCGUCUGGGGAAAAAAAAAAAAAAAAAAAAAAAACCGGAAAAAAUUAUUCCGGUUCCUAAAGACAGAAAUGAAUUGUAAUUUUUUUUCCCUUUAAGACAGGUUCUGUGUGCUUUUUAAUUUUAUUUUACGAGAAAUGUGCAGUCUGUAAACAUUUUAUAAUAA
Motacilla alba alba is the source of this 2933-nucleotide messenger RNA. It is a transcript of the gene EMX2, whose product is annotated as empty spiracles homeobox 2. Gene Ontology annotation, molecular function: DNA binding; DNA-binding transcription factor activity, RNA polymerase II-specific. Gene Ontology annotation, biological process: brain development; regulation of DNA-templated transcription; neuron differentiation. The transcript has 4 exons. The record is from RefSeq and is a predicted model, not a curated record. Bases 1516 to 2259 code for a protein of 247 amino acids. NCBI's taxonomy places the organism in Eukaryota, Metazoa, Chordata, Aves, Passeriformes, Motacillidae.